This is a messenger RNA of Hyaena hyaena (striped hyena), 1329 nucleotides long. It is a transcript of the gene ARV1, whose product is annotated as ARV1 homolog, fatty acid homeostasis modulator. NCBI's taxonomy places the organism in Eukaryota, Metazoa, Chordata, Mammalia, Carnivora, Hyaenidae. The transcript is spliced from 6 exons. The coding region runs from base 1 to 846 and encodes 281 amino acids. Gene Ontology annotation, cellular component: Golgi apparatus; cortical endoplasmic reticulum. Gene Ontology annotation, biological process: regulation of plasma membrane sterol distribution; sphingolipid metabolic process; sterol metabolic process. The record is from RefSeq and is a predicted model, not a curated record.
AUGGGCACCGGUGGGCGGAAUGGGCUACGGCCGGGCAAGGGGAACGCAGAAGGGGUGGCCGCGGGCAAGGGGAACACGGAUGGGGUUGCAGCCACUCCUCCUGCUGCCUCGGCCUCCUGCCAGUACAGGUGUAUCGAAUGCAACCAAGAGGCCAAGGAGUUGUACCGAGACUAUAACCACGGAGUGCUGAAGAUAACCAUCUGCAAAUCCUGCCAGAAACCUGUAGACAAAUACAUCGAGUAUGAUCCUGUUAUCAUCUUGAUUAAUGCUAUUUUAUGCAAAGCCCAGGCCUACAGACAUAUUCUUUUCAAUACUAAAAUAAACAUGCAUGGGAAACUCUGCAUAUUUUGUUUGCUUUGCGAAGCAUACCUGAGGUGGUGGCAGCUCCAAGAUUCAAACCAGAACACCGAUCCUGACGACUUCAUCAGAUAUGCCAAGGAGUGGGAUUUCUAUAGAAUGUUCGCAAUUGCUUCUCUAGAACAAACCGCCUUUUUUACUGGCAUCCUUACCUUCCUGUGGCUAGAACGACCGAUGACGGCGAAAAAGAAACCCAACUUCAUUUUGCUGCUGAAAGCGUUACUGUUGUCUAGCUAUGGAAAACUCUUGCUGAUUCCAGCCGUCAUCUGGGAGCAUGACUACACCCCUCUGUGCCUCAGACUCAUCAAAGUAUUUGUCCUCACGUCCAAUUUUCAGGCAAUUCGAGUGACCCUGAAUAUCAGCCGAAAGGUCUCCUUUCUGGCCAUCUUGAGUGGCUUACUGAUGGAAAGCACCAUGGUCUACUUCUUCCAGAGGAUGGAAUGGGACGUGGGAAGCGAUUGCACCAUCUACAAAUCUCAAGACCUUUGAAGAGUCGUGUCGUCUAUUAUCUGUGGUACAGCCGACUGCCGACAAAGAGAAGACCUAGGAUAGAAACCGAACUCCUCGUUUCUGUUGAGCAAAAUGAAGCAAAGAUUUGGAUACACUUCCCAAAAAAGAAAGCAAAGGUUAUAGCAUCGAAAACCCCCAAAACUCUACCACAACCCCCUCCGUAAGAAACAACCGAAACACAUACAGAUACAGACACAGGCAAGCAGAGAGCACAGGGUGCUGCCUGGGGAACGAGGGACACCAUGAGGGGAAUGGCAUGCAUUAUAGACCACGUCGGGGAGUGGAGGGGACCACGAAUCCAUGAUCCACACGUAAUAAAGAUGUAUGUUUCAUUCCUUUGACGUGUUUAUAUCUUUUUGAUUUAAAUGGUAAGUUAUAGGCUCUAAAUAAUGUAUUUAAAGUAGUAUUGUGUUCUGACAACAACAGAAACAUUUUUCUCAUAAUAAAGUUGAAAUACACUGA